GGGACGACCCUGCUGCGCGUGGACAGCGCGUAAAGACACCGGCAGGACACUCUGGGAAUUUUUUUUAUGGGGCGUAUUUCCAAAUCAACCACUCCAAAAAAACAACAACAGAUAAACAGAUACCGCUAUUUGGGCGAAUAAUUCCUAUUUGUUCGUUGAGGCGAUCGGCACCGUGUUCGUCGGAGUGGCCCCAACCCGCAGAUCCCGGCAUGUCCGCGAGGGAGAGCGCUACGCACCGCGGCUCCGAGGCUUCCACACCGACAGCUCCCGCGGAUCAGAUGGUGCCGGAAAAAUGACUCGGACUCUCUCCAUUCUCGCUUACUUCCUCUGUGUGCUUCACUGUAGCCGCUGUGCCGAAUCAGAGGAGCGUCUCAUGAACUGGUUGCUGGGGAAGGAUCGCUACAAUCCGCUCAUCCGCCCGGCUGUCAACCGGACGGAGAGAGUCCCGGUCAAGCUGCAAGUGUCUCUGGCUCAGCUCAUCAGUGUGAAUGAGAGGGAACAGAUCAUGACCACAAAUGUCUGGCUCACUCAGCACUGGGUGGAUUACAGGUUAUCGUGGGACCCGGCGAAAUACGAAGGCAUAGACAAGCUGCGCAUCCCUUCCAGACACAUCUGGCUCCCAGACAUCGUCCUGUACAACAAUGCCGAUGGUACCUAUGAGGUGACGGUCUUCACCAAUGCCAUCGUCAUUUUCAAUGGCAGCAUCAACUGGCUCCCUCCCGCCAUCUACAAAAGCGCCUGUAAGAUCGAGGUCAAGCAUUUCCCCUUCGACCAGCAGAACUGCACCCUCAAGUUCCGCUCUUGGACGUACGACCACACGGAGAUCGACCUGAUCCUGAAGUCCGAGGUGGCGAGCAUGGAUGAUUUCACACCCAGUGGGGAGUGGGACAUCCUGGCGCUGCCGGGCAGACGGACGGUCAACCCCCUGGAUCCCACCUACGUGGACCUCACGUAUGACUUCAUCAUCAAAAGGAAGCCCCUUUUCUACACCAUAAACCUCAUCAUCCCCUGUGUUCUGAUCACCUCCCUGGCCAUUCUGGUCUUCUACUUGCCGUCCGACUGCGGGGAGAAGAUGACCCUCUGCAUCUCCGUGCUCUUGGCUCUCACCGUGUUCUUGCUUUUGAUCUCAAAGAUCGUCCCCCCCACCUCGCUGGACGUGCCGCUGAUCGGCAAGUACCUGAUGUUCACCAUGGUGCUCGUGACCUUCUCCAUCAUCACCAGUGUGUGCGUGCUCAACGUUCACCACCGCUCCCCGAGCACCCACACCAUGCCUGCCUGGGUCAAGCUGGUGUUUCUCGUCAAACUGCCUGCCUUGCUCUUCAUGAGGCGCCCUCAGAAUAACACCGCGAGCCAGAGACUCCGCCGACAGCGGUGUUUGAGGGCAACGAGGGCCAUUGUGAGCUCGGGUUACCAGCCGCCAGACGCGGCCAAAGCGGGUUUCAUCUUGUCGCCUUCUGCUCUGCAGUCUUCCAAUCCCGCUUUCUCCGCGCGGGGACAGAAUGUAGCGCCGCCGCUGGGCUUCGGCCACUCCAACAGGACGGGGGCCUUGCGCUCCACCGAUUACAUCCCCGGUGGUUUCGCCUCCACCCCGGACCUCAAGCAGAGCACCAGCUCAGAUUGGGCUGCUGAUGUCCAGGAGGCUGUGAACGGGGUGCGCUUUGUGGCCGAGCACAUGAUGGGCGACGAUGAUGAUCAGAGUGUGAUAGAGGACUGGAAGUACGUGGCCAUGGUGGUGGAUCGGAUGUUCUUGUGGAUCUUUGUGAUAGUGUGUGUGGUGGGCACGCUGGGCUUAUUUCUUCAGCCAGUCUUCCAGACUCAGAUUGUUCCCAACCAGCAACCCAACUCAGAGACUCCUCGCAUAUGAUGAGUACGAAGAAACCGCUGCAAUUUUGGGGGUUUCCUGUUUUUUUCAGGUGCACCUGGAGGGCUGCAGUAGGUGCAAAGUUUUCCUGUAGAACUGUUUUGGUGGGAUGAAAAAGCAGGGACAGCAUUGUCGUCUAUGCCAAACCUAAAAAAUAAAGCAUCUGAGAGGGAUAAACCAGGCAAAAAAGUGCCAAAAGAGGCUCAUUUUAUAUAUCAUGGUAAAGACCGAAUUGCUGUAUGUAUCGAUCAAAUGUCACCAAAUUAUUAAAAACCACAUGGCCAAUAGCAAUAUAACCAUCAUCAGCACCAAAUCCUUUGAGGAAGUGGUACAUCUGCAGUGGAGGUAAGUAGGGGUCAUUGCACUGAGCUCAUCUCCCAUGUCUACAAAGGACAGCUCCAGAACCGGACUGAAUAUAGCUUUCACUGCACUUAAGUAUGCUGAACCUUUGCAGAAAUAUAAUAUGUCUGAGUCAGAGUAACAUGCUGUCGGAUUGUUGUUUAAGCCCUUAUCUAUGUAAGUACCAAUGCCAUUUCAUCAGAAAUGUGAUGUGUGAUUAAAGAAUGAAUAAUGCCCUCUCUCAUCUUCAUCAAAUGAAUGAAUUCCCCAAUAAAGUCUCCGAU
Molecule: messenger RNA, 2484 nt
Organism: Pungitius pungitius (ninespine stickleback)
Lineage: Eukaryota; Metazoa; Chordata; Actinopteri; Perciformes; Gasterosteidae
Gene: chrnb4
Product: cholinergic receptor, nicotinic, beta 4 (neuronal)
Exons: 6
Coding region: 293-1864 (523 amino acids)
Biological process (GO): signal transduction; monoatomic ion transmembrane transport; regulation of membrane potential
Cellular component (GO): synapse; plasma membrane; postsynaptic membrane
Molecular function (GO): acetylcholine-gated monoatomic cation-selective channel activity; transmembrane signaling receptor activity
Source: RefSeq, a predicted model, not a curated record